AUGGGAACACCACUUAAUCAAUUAAAUAGCGUUGCUGGAAGUUACACUCCAAUCUUCGAGAAAAAAUUGAUUGAAAAAGAUCGUGCAGAUGGAUACUGGAUUGAAACUUUUCAAGUAGACAGCAAAGGUCCUGUUGGAUUGAUUGCCUUUGGACUUGGUAGUGGAGAUUUAAACCUAUAUCAAAAUUUAUCCGCAAUUCAAGAACCAGUAAAAGGUAUUUUUAUUCAAAAUUUUUCGGUUCCUGUAGCCAUAGAUCAGGCUGAUAUAACAAACGAUGGCUUCAACGACGUUAUUGUCUGUUAUAAAUACGGCGAAACAAUGUUAGACACGGAUCCCGAAGGAGGAUUAAUCGAAUGGCUGGAAAAUCCUGGUCUAACUACCGAUAACAAACCAUGGAAAUCGCAUUAUGUUGGGAAAUCCACAGCUAUGCAUCGACUUAGAGUUGGCCAUUUUACACAAACAGAACGUUGGGAAAUCAUAGGUUUCCCUGUUGUCAGCAGACCAUAUGAUUUAUAUUCACCAGUACCUGUAUUCUUAUUUCGACAACCUGAUAAUGUGUUGAAUGCUACAGAAUGGCCUCAUGAACUGAUUCGCGGGGACUAUUUUAGUUUAAUUCAUGAUUCAGUACGAAUCAAUGAUGGCCAACUGGAUAGUAUUUUAAUUGCAUCAAACGAAGGCAUCAAUUUGCUAUAUUUUGAUCAAAAUUUAAACGAGUGGAUAAUAAAACAUAUUGGGGACGGUGAAAAAGAUCAAAAACAACAAAUAGGAUUUCAUGGCAGUGGCGGUAUGCAUAUAGGACGCAUAAAAAAUGAUCCCUUUGCCUAUAUUCCUGCCAUCGAACCUUUUCAUGGAAAUGUAAUUUCUGUCUAUGUCAAAGAUACGAAUAGUUCUUUGAGAGAAAGUCAAUGGAAAAGAUAUAUACUGGAUGUUUAUGGAUAUCCUAACGAAAACGGCGAAAGUUCAGGCCAUUAUGUCGUUUGUGCUGACUUUGACAAAGAUGGAGACGAUGAAUUUUUAGUUUCACAUCGUGGACCACCUCCAAAUCAAGGUGUCUUCUUCUAUAAGCCUAUCGAUAUUUCUCGUGGUUUAUUUGCUAAAUGGAAGAUUAGCGACGAUUCAGUUGCUAGAAUUGCUAUAGCUGAUUUUGAUAAUGAUAAUGCAAUUGACUUCGCAACAAUUACCUACACUGUUAAAGGUUAUUAUGAAGCACCAAAUCCUUCCAUUGACAUAUUUUAUAAUCGAUUCGCUCAAAAGCAACUACAAGUUGAAAAAGAGAUACAGGUGACGAAGCAGAAUAAUGAUCUUCUAUUCAAAGUUCCAAGACCACAUAAAGCAUUACAAUAUGAAGAAUUACCAUUUCUCACCAUCAAUGGAUUAAAUUUAUCAUUAGCAAUUGUACCACCUCAUAGUUCACGUUCAGUGGACCAAAGUACCUAUAUCAAAGUUCUUUCUGGCACUAUUAUGUGGAGGGACUCUGGAAAAGGGGAGCAUCCACCCGUUGAACAUUCACGUGUAGCUUUCACUGAACCCAGAACCAUCGCGUCUCUUGACAUACACAGUGAUAAUCCGAGAGUAAGAACUGGAGAUGACGGUGCUCUUUUAAUUGUAUUCAAGACACGUGAUAACGUGAAUGGUAUUCAACUAGUCGAAGAUAUAAACAAAUUAAUUCUUGAAAACUCGUUACCGGAAUACUCUCCUGAAGAUGCUCGUCAAUUUAGUUUUCAAUUUCACCGAUACGAUAAAUAUGACUCAAGACCACAAUUCAAAGAUCUCGAAUUUUAUAAUAUGAAAGGUAUCAGGAUAGACUUUCUGGAUAAUAAUGAAAACCUGUGCUACAUGCAAUUCUGGGCUGCUGGACAAGGAGUUAAUGCUGGUGUACAUAAUCAUGCAACAGAUACAUUUUGUGAAAUUCACGUAUGUCUUAUCAAUGGAAGCGGAAAAGGAGGCAUGCACUAUCUUAGUAGUUCUAAAGAAGCAUACGAUCCACUUACUACACUGGAUUCAGCAUUCAAACAGUUACCAUUACCAGCCUUUUACGAGCAUGGCCCUCUAUGGGACAUCGAUGCACAAAAUAAACCAGUUGUGCGAAGUAAUGGCACUGUAGUGUAUCCUUGGCACAAAUGGCAAGCGGGUAUAGAUACAUCAUUGAGUCAAUCGUUUGAUAUUUGGGUAGUUUUUGAAUUCAACAAUCGAAUGUCGGCACUGCCUUUCACUAGUGCAUCAAGCCAACGAUCCAUUCCAAACAUGCUUAAUGCAGUUUUUGCAAUACUCCUCAUUUGCAUUCACUCUGAACUCCUACACGAGUUAGACUAUUUUGAAAAAGGCCAUUUGAAUUGA
This is a messenger RNA of Rotaria socialis, 2337 nucleotides long. NCBI's taxonomy places the organism in Eukaryota, Metazoa, Rotifera, Eurotatoria, Philodinida, Philodinidae. The record is from the annotation of a GenBank genome assembly.